UGUACCACUCGAGGCGUGGUAUUAUCUUGCGUAGUGUGCCUCGAUCUCACCUUGUCUUCUCCACUCAAUCACAUAGCCACAGAUCUCACAUCCUUUAUUAUCAUUAGUUAUACUUCUAGAAAGUUGUUACGAGGGCACUGCAAGAUGCCACUCGCCCUUCAGGAUCCAUGGCAAAAAUUACACAUCGCGGAAUUGUCCGAGGCACAAGACGAAGAAAUGAUGGAUGAAAAUAGAAAUGGGCCGAACGAAGAAGGUGCUGUCAUCGAUGUGACCGACGAAUUAGAGAAUUCCAAAGCUCUAACGAAAUCAAAUCCCAGCGAGUUUGAACUUCUAAAAGUUCUUGGCCAAGGAUCGUUUGGAAAGGUGUUUCUUGUUCGUAAAAUCAUUGGCCCGGACGCGGGGACACUUUACGCCAUGAAAGUACUGAAAAAAGCAACUCUUAAAGUUCGCGAUCGACUUCGAACUAAGAAAGAACGAGACAUUCUGGUUGAUGUUCAGCAUCCAUUCAUUGUUCAUCUUCAUUAUGCAUUUCAGACUGAAGGAAAAGUUUAUCUCAUCCUGGAUUUCCUACGUGGGGGAGAUCUGUUCACAAGGUUAUCAAAAGAGAUCAUGUUUACAGAAGAAGAUGUGAAGUUCUAUCUGGCAGAGUUAGCUUUAGCACUGGAUCAUUUACACAAAAUUGGCAUUAUAUACCGAGACUUGAAACCUGAGAACAUUCUUCUGGAUGCAAGUGGCCAUAUUGCUAUCACAGAUUUUGGAUUAUCAAAGGAAAGUGAACAGGACCAGAAGACAUACUCCUUCUGCGGCACUGUGGAAUACAUGGCACCAGAGGUUGUGAAUCGCAGGGGGCAUGGACAGGCAGCAGACUGGUGGUCCUACGGAGUGUUAAUGUUUGAGAUGUUGACUGGUUCUCUUCCAUUCCAAGGAAAAGACAGAAAAGACACCAUGAAUAUGAUCCUAAAGGCUAAACUUGGAAUGCCUCAAUUCUUAACCCCGGAAGCUCAGUCUCUCUUGAGRAUGUUAUUCAAACGAAACCCUUUGAAUCGACUUGGUGCAACUGAGAAUGGAAUUGAAGAUAUCAAGUCACAUGCAUUUUUUGCUACAAUUGAUUGGGAUAAACUCAUGAAAAAAGAGAUCAAACCACCAUUUAAACCUGCUGCAGGACGAGCAGACGAUGCCUUCUAUUUUGAUCCAGAAUUCACCUCUAAGACCCCUCAAGAUUCUCCUGCCAUCCCACCAAGUGCUACUUGUCAUCAGUUAUUUAGAGGAUUUAGUUACGUAGCACCAGCUUUACUAGAUGAAGAUCUAAACUCUAAUCAAAAGGAAAUGAAAAUGGAAGUCGAUAACAACAAGCCAUCAAAAUCUCUCUUUUCUGUGAGAACUACGUCAAUACUUGAAGAAUAUGACAUCAAACAGGAAAUUGGCAGAGGAUCAUAUUCUGUAUGCAGAAAGUGUAUCAACAAAGCAGACGGCCAAGAAUAUGCAGUAAAGAUUCUUUUACGCUAUGGACACCACCCAACAAUCAUUCAUUUACGCGAUGUAUACGAUGAUGGUAAAUGCGUGUACAUGGUGAUGGAGUUAAUGCGAGGUGGAGAACUGCUUGAUAGAAUACUCAAACAUAAGUGUUUAUCAGAGCGAGAGGCAUCGAAWAUUAUGUACACGCUAACAUCUACUAUAGCUUUUCUACACGAAGAAGGGGUUGUUCACCGUGAUCUCAAGCCAAGUAAUAUAAUGUAUGCAGAUGAUAGCGGUACACCAGAAUCCCUCAGAAUCGUUGACUUUGGUUUCUCUAAGCAAAUGCGCGCCACAAACGGACUUCUAAUGACCCCUUGUUAUACUGCUAACUUUGUGGCACCAGAGGUYCUAAAGAAGCAAGGGUACGACGCAGCCUGUGAUAUAUGGAGCCUUGGGGUCCUUCUUUAUACCAUGCUUUCAGGUCUUACACCGUUCGCCGUGGGUCCUGAAGAUACGCCUGCUAAUAUUCUCGCUCGUAUUGGUGAAGGUUCGUACUCGCUUGCCGGCGGUCCAUGGGAUGCAGCUUCUGACCUUUCAAAGGAUCUCGUCAGACAAAUGUUACAUGUAAAUCCAAGACUUCGACUUACCGCAAAACAGGUGCUGCAACAUCCAUGGAUUGUCAGCAGACAUCACCUGUCAAACCAUAGACUACAUCACGUGAGCAGUGUAUCGAAAAUCAAGGAUGCAGUCAAAGCUACAUUCUCUGCUCUUCACUCAUCACCUGAUCAUUUCCGUCGCCUCAAGCCCGUCCAAACAUCACUYCUCGCUCAAAGACGAACCAAGAAAACACAAAGAGUAUAGCGAACUAACAUCAUCUUCGUUAUUAUCUAACGUUCAUCAUGGGUUUCUGUUUAGCUUGAUCACUAGUGAUAUAGUUUGUUUUCUAACGAAUCAGGGAGGUACAAAGAAUAAAAAAAGAAGAAAAUYCAAAAAUAAAUUAAUGGCAAUAUGGAUACUCAGCCUCGGUCCGCUGACUUACGGUCAAUCGAUUCCAGGAACAUUUGGCUUACUCKCUAUUGUUGCUUCCAACGAAGACUGAAACAUACUUUGACUUUCUACGUGUUACAUUUUAAACAUGRGAAAUUUUGAGAGCUUAGAUUUUAAUAGUUUGUGAUCUUAUUCAGGCAGCCAUGUUGGAUGACAGGCUGAAAUUGGUAUCCAACAUGGCCGCCAGUCAUGUGAUUGGGUAAAACUUUUCUAUCUGAAAGCCUUUYGAGUCAAUGCUGCUGUAAAUCAUCUCCCUUCCUGGAAAGUCUCAUCGUAUGUUGGCAAAUGAUCAGGUAUCUUUGUACAUGCGGUCCAAAAUAUAUUAGAAUUGUGUUUGUUGUCAAUCUCAAAAUGAAAAAUCUGGAAUAAGAUUAGCACUAUCUACUUGCUUUUCUUACUCUUUCAUUAUAUUUGAAUGUUGGGAUACCUAUGUAAAAUAUAAUCGGUCAUCCCAGACCUCUUGGUUCGUAUUUUAAGAGAGGAAACUGGGAAUGAAUUUUUGCCGAGCGUGGCCUGAUACAGAGGUCAACGGUUUGACUUCAGUUUUCGUAUUUUCUAAGAAAAAAUAUUUCAAAAUUUAAUUGAUGAAUAUCAAAUGCAAAUUGCAAUGCAACAAUAAAAAUAAAGCAAGCUGUCAAAAGGAMUGAGCUUGAUCGUAGCGAAUAAUUUUCCGUAAUUUAAAUCAAUUUUUCUAURAAGCAUUUUCGAAAUAUUUUUCUAUGUUUCUUCCACUUGGAAUUUGAUACGAAAAUGAUAAUUUUUCUCUUGUACUUAUAUGAAUUUUUCUUGUUCCAYGAACAUUUGCUUGUGAAAUGCAGUAUUUAGAGUGUCUGUAAAUUCUAGGGAUGUGCAGUGUAAAUGAAAUAAAACCUUUGAAGAAUUUC
This is a messenger RNA of Actinia tenebrosa (Australian red waratah sea anemone), 3386 nucleotides long. RefSeq names its product ribosomal protein S6 kinase alpha-2. The record is from RefSeq and is a predicted model, not a curated record. Gene Ontology annotation, biological process: intracellular signal transduction; protein phosphorylation. Gene Ontology annotation, molecular function: protein serine/threonine kinase activity; ATP binding; magnesium ion binding. Lineage: Eukaryota; Metazoa; Cnidaria; Anthozoa; Actiniaria; Actiniidae.